Messenger RNA from Erigeron canadensis, 1343 nucleotides. Its product is annotated as NADPH-dependent aldo-keto reductase, chloroplastic-like. Gene Ontology annotation, cellular component: cytosol. Lineage: Eukaryota; Viridiplantae; Streptophyta; Magnoliopsida; Asterales; Asteraceae. The record is from RefSeq and is a predicted model, not a curated record. The transcript has 3 exons. The coding region runs from base 130 to 1218 and encodes 362 amino acids. Gene Ontology annotation, molecular function: aldose reductase (NADPH) activity.
GUUUCUUUAUAUAUAUAUUUCCCAAUCAAAUUUCAUUAAAAAAGGGUAAAACUCUUGAUAUAUCUUUAAACCUUAUAAACAUUUCAUCAAGUACACAUUUGUAACAUUUUGAUCACCAUCAUUUGUGACAUGAAAGGGAAACAUGGGUCACCAGGAACAUACUUUACAUUAAACACAGGCGCGAAAAUUCCAGCCAUCGGUCUAGGAACAUGGCAAAGUGGCGGUGGGUUCUGCGUCGAUGCAGUAAAAACAGCAAUAUCAGUCGGGUAUCGUCACGUAGAUUGUGCCCAUCUAUACGGUAACGAAGCAGAAGUAGGGGAAGCAUUGUCACAAGUUAUUAACAAAACAUUAAAAAGAGAAGAUAUCUUUUUGACCUCAAAGUUGUAUUGUACUAUGAAUUCUAUAAACAAGAUUGAGAAUUCUGUUAGAGUUUCUUUAAAGAAUCUUGGAGUGUCAUAUCUGGAUCUUUAUUUAAUGCAUUGGCCAGAGAGUUCGGGUUUUGGUGAUGCAACAGACCCUCCUGCGAAUUCGGGUAGUGAGAAUAGACAGUUCAUGAGUAAGUUGAAAACAACAUGGAAAACAAUGGAAAGGUUAGUUGAGUUGGGUCUUGUUCGGGCUAUUGGUUUGAGUAAUUUUGAUGUUCUGCAGAUUAAAGAGCUGCUUAAGUUUGCUAAGAUUGUACCUGCUGUUAAUCAGGUAGAGUUGCAUCCUUUUUGGAGACAAGAUGAGCUAGUGAAGUUUUGUCAGUCAAACUCAAUCCAUGUAUCUGCUCACACACCACUAGGAGUACCAACCAGUAAUUCUGCAUCAUCAACAAACAGUGAUUCAAGCGAGUAUGAAACUGGAACCCCUCAUAUGUCGUUUAGAAGGUCAAGAUCAGUCCACGCACCAAUGCUUAAGUUAUCAGUAGUUGCAGAUAUAGCAGAUAGGCAUAGAAAGACCCCUGAACAGGUUAUCUUGAGGUGGGGUUUACAAAGAGGGACAAGUGUACUACCAUGUAGUGUGAAUCCUGAUAGAAUUAGGAAGAACAUCGAUAUAUUCAGCUGGAGUUUGUCGGAUGAUGAAUACAAGCGCUUAAACGAGAUAGAGCCACAAAUGUGUUUAUUUGGAAAGAGUGGUUUGGAUGGCAAUUAUUCAGAGAAUGAAGGGUCUGUUCUUGGAUGUGGUCCGCUUCAAGCCGUUUAUGAACUCGAAGAUGAUGCUGCUGCUGAUCAAUAGAACUCUUGAUCCUACUUGUUAUGUUAAACAAAAAAAAUGACAUGGCGUUUCCUUUUUUUCUUUUUCUUUUUUUUUUUUCGUGUGAUUACAGGAAGUUGAAUUCGUGAAUGUGUUCAAAGUAUCCA